UUAUUAUUUUGUUAUUCUUUGUUAUGAUUGAUUAAACCUAGGAAUUUUCUAAAAGCAAUUGAGAGUUUUCCAUUCAAAUUAAUAUUCGUAAUUAGCAAUACCUUCAUCCAAUUUCACCUGAUUUCGAUUUUGGCUCCCAUUUUCUGUAAUCUUUGAAAAAAAAUUCAAAUAAUCUGGUGCAGUUUGCCAGAUUUGAGAUAGCUGGUCAAAUUCAUAAAUUCACUGCUAUAAAUACACACCUUACAAAUUGCGCCGCCCUGAAUUCUUCCGCCGCAAUCUAUUCUCUGUAAUUUUACAGCGCAUACGCCGCUGCCGUUUUUCUCCAUUGCCGUUGAAACUAUAAACAAGAGUGAAAAUAAGCGAAUUCCGGAGAAUUUUUAGGCGGAGGUACGAAAAAUCGAGGUUUUCAUGGAAGAAUGGACUGAAUUGAGAGAUGUUGUUGUUGUUGAUAAUGAUGAUGAUGAUGAUGAAAAUGAUGGUGUUGAUAAUGAAAAAGACAAUGGAAAAUUCGGUGUCGCAUUCGAUCUCGAUUUUCAUAUAGAGAAGUUCCGUUUCGAUUCGUCUAAGGAGAGAUUAAGGAGUUUGUUUGACCAAGUGCUUGUUGCUUUUAUGAGAGAGAAAUCCGCCAGCAAAUGCGUGAGGCCUACUCCAGUAUUAUGCGGGGAUGGGCGUCGGGUCGAUUUAUAUAAACUUUUUUGGGUAGUGAGGAAGAUUGGCGGGUACGACACUGUUUCGAGAAAUAACUUGUGGGGUUUUGUUUCGGAAGAAUGUGGAUUAGGGUUAGGGGUGAUGAUUCCGUCCGUUAAAUUGAUUUAUAUGAAGUAUUUGAACGAGUUGGAUGAAUGGUUGGGGCAAGUCUUUAGCAAGAGAUUUUUUGAGGACGGGUAUAGUAGACUCGUCCAGAAUUUGGAUUUACUGUCUCACGAAUUGGAAAGUAGGUCAAGAGGUUUGUCGGACAAGCAGAAGCGAAGAAAAGACCGUAAGCUUCGGAGAGAUAACAAGGACAGGGCACACAAAGCUCGAGAUAUUAACGAGGCUGAGUUACAUAUUUCUCCAAAUGGGAACGAUGAUUCGGCUGCAUCGGCCAAGAAGGUAGUUGAAAAUGCCGUGAAAGAAACAAAUCACUUUUCUAAAGGACUAACCCGUGAUGACAGUGGAAAAUCUUGCAACGGAGACCGUGGUAACAUCGUGGCACCCGCCAAGAAAGUCGUUGAGAAAAUUAUCGAAGAAGUCCUUGAUUGUGGAGAAAAUAACGGUUUUGCCACUGAUAAUUACGAUGAUGAUGGCACAGAAAGAUUUCCUGUCCAUGACAACAAUGAUGAUUCCACAUCAACGAAGAGAGUCGUUAAGGAAGUCCUUCGUAAAAGACACGAUCAUUUUGAGGAAAACACUGGUGAUGAAGUGAUAUUAAGUUCUCGACAGGAGAUUAGUGAUACUGUUCCAGUGACAAGUGGCAUUGGGAAUGUAUUGGAAUCUCGGAAAAGAAAACGGGAAUCGGAGUCCUUUUCGGAAAUGCUGAACUGGUUGAUCCAUGCCGCAAAACAUUCGGAUGAUCCUUCAGUCGGGUUGAUACCAGAAUGCUCGACGUGGCGUGACUAUGUGAAUGAGGAAUUCUGGGCUCGAGCUAUGUUAGUUCGAGAAGGAUUGCUGAUAAAAAAGCAUGCUAAAAGAGAUACGGGUGAAACUCUCGUGAAGGAUCAGCAGAAGAAGCCAAGGAUGCAUCCUUCAAUGUACGAAGAUGACGAUAUUCUUGAUCACCAAUCUACGGAGAAACUAAGAUGCAGUAAGAGGAUAUCUUCUUCGACAAAAUCUUACUUAUGCCCAUGCUGCAUUUCACGUGCACCCCCUCAAAGUAAAGAUAUCACCCAUCAAAAUAGCCCUCAAAGUAAAAACGCCACUCGUCAAAACAUCCCUCAAAGUAAAAACAUCACUCAUCAAAAAGACCCUCAAAGUAAAGGUACCCCUCAUCAAGAAGAAGCAGAUGCUCCAAGUAGCCCGAUCGAGCAAGUGAAAUCAGUUCUCACGGAUAUUGAUGAGCUACCUAAAUACUUAAAUGAUCACAAGUCCAAAGUUUCCGUGGGCCCUCUUUUCCAAGCUGAAGUCCCUGAAUGGACUGGCAAGCUGUCUGAGAGUGAUCCUAAGUGGCUCGGUAAAAGAAUGUGGGCCCCGCAAGAUGGUGACAAAAACUCCGUAGUCAGAUCGGACGGCAUCGGGAAAGGAAGACAACAUCAUUCAUGCAACUGCCCGUUUCAAGAUUCCGUUGAAUGUGUUAGGUUUCAUAUAGCCGAGAAGAGGCUAAAAUUAAAACUCGAACUCGGUAAUUUCCUGUUCUACAAUUGGCGGUUUAAUCACAUGGGAGAGGAGGUUUCGCUUUUCUGGACCGAAGAAGAGGUGAAGAGAUUCAAGUGUAUGACGAGGUCGUACGCUCCUUUCUCUAACAAGUUCUGGAAGAAUGCUCCCAAGUCGUUACCUUUAAAAACGAGGGAAAAUUUAGUUAGCUAUUAUUUUAAUGUUUUCCUUAUCGAGCGGAGGAGUUAUCAGAAUCGGGUGAAUCCGAGAGAUGUUGAUAGUGAUGAUGACGAAAAGGAAUGUGGACUUAUAGGUGCUAGUUUUGGAUAUAAAGCGCUUUAUAUACCUGGCCCGAACUUAGUUACGUGCACCCUGAAUAUGGAGUCCACCGAAUUCGAAUAGUCAAACUACAAGGUUUGUGCUUUUUUGCUUUAUUCUCUCUCUCUCUAUGCAAUUAAUUGCCCUUCUUGUAAGUAGUUAAAGAAUUCACUAUUGGAUAUAGUGACCAUUUUAACCAGUUACGAAAUUGCAAUUUGGUGGUUGGAGAAGUAAACUUGAUGGAUCGGGGAUGUGAUAAGGCUAUCGUAAAGCUCGCACUAAGAGCAAUUUUGAAGUAGUUUCUCUAUAGUUACUCCCGUUACAGAUAAUGUCUUCUUGUUGUUUGUGAAUGGUAAACUAUGUAUUGUCUUUACG
Erythranthe guttata (spotted monkey flower) is the source of this 2982-nucleotide messenger RNA. RefSeq names its product AT-rich interactive domain-containing protein 2. NCBI's taxonomy places the organism in Eukaryota, Viridiplantae, Streptophyta, Magnoliopsida, Lamiales, Phrymaceae. The record is from RefSeq and is a predicted model, not a curated record. Gene Ontology annotation, molecular function: DNA binding.